Messenger RNA from Cajanus cajan (pigeon pea), 1048 nucleotides. The record is from RefSeq and is a predicted model, not a curated record. NCBI's taxonomy places the organism in Eukaryota, Viridiplantae, Streptophyta, Magnoliopsida, Fabales, Fabaceae.
ACACACACUUUCGGACAGUCACACUAACUAAAUGUUUAAGAACGACGUCGUUAGCUUAUGUAUAUAUUAAAUCUUGGCUGGAGAAGUUUCAGCUGAUUUUCACUUUGACAUCUCGUGGAUUCGAAUUGAGUGAUAGGGAUUUGAUCGGAGAGUAGAGUGAUGGAUUUCUCUGCGGUGAGAGCAGCGUUGGAUUCGAAGUCAUACGAGAAGAUUGCGGAUGUGUGCGACAACUUGAUGCUUCAGGUUGCAGCUGAAGGCAUUGCUUAUCAAGACGAUUGGCCCUACGCCAUUCACCUCCUCUCUCACAUUUAUAUUCACGACAUCAAUAGUGCGCGGUUUCUUUGGAAAUCAAUUCCUUCCUCAAUCAAAGAAAGCCAGCCCGAAGUCACCGCCGCUUGGAAAAUUGGACAGAAGCUGUGGUUACGUGACUAUGCUGGAGUGCAUGAAGCAAUCCGUGGCUAUGAUUGGAGUCAGGAUCUCCAAGGCAUAGUUGCCUCUUUUUCAGAACUUUACACAAAGGAGAUGUUUCAGCUGCUUCUCUCUGCUUAUUCUACAAUAAGCAUUAAUGACACAGCUUUAUUUCUGGGAAUGAAUGAGGAUGAUGCUACAAAUUAUGUACUACAGCAAGGCUGGACUGUAGACCCUGCCUCUCAGAUGCUUAUUGUGAAGAAGCAACCUGUUGUGACGGAGCAGAAACUUGAUCACAGUAAAUUGCAGCGAUUGACAGAAUAUGUCUUCCAUCUUGAGCAUUGAAGCCUUUUAAUUAUAACGGAAUUAGAAUUUUUAUUUUCUAAUAUCCUUUUUCUCAAAUUGAACAAUAAUAUGUUCUAUGUUCUUGAAGGUGCAUGAAAGUGCAUAUAUCCUGUCGAUAAUUUUGUAACCGACCUGUAUGUGUUUGAACUUUAGCACUGAUUGGUGAAAUUUGCAUCUCACUUGGUAGUUAUUCAACAUGCCUCUCUCAGUCUCAUAUGAUAGUGGAACAGUUACAUAUUUGCAUAUUAGACUUCCUUUUGGGGAGAAAUGUAUGUAUAUUUGAGUCUACUGAAUA